Molecule: messenger RNA, 1071 nt
Organism: Phytophthora infestans T30-4
Lineage: Eukaryota; Oomycota; Peronosporomycetes; Peronosporales; Peronosporaceae
Exons: 1
Coding region: 1-1071 (356 amino acids)
Molecular function (GO): 3'-5'-RNA exonuclease activity
Source: RefSeq, a predicted model, not a curated record
AUGCUGGUCGAGGCGCUACGGCGGCCGCGGUCGUUGUCGCUCAUGACGUUCAACCUACUGGCUCCGUGCUACUUCCGACACGGAGGGCGUCUCGAGAGCGACGACCAGGUGUCUUUCCUCUCGCGUGCACAGGCUUCCAUCCGCGCCAUCAAGCGCGAGCAGUGCGACGUAGUGUGUUUGCAGGAGUUUUGGUUUAAGCACGAGUACCAGCGCGCCUUCCGUCACGCGUUUCAGCCUACACAUUACGUGCACACAGCUAAGCGACCUGGAGAUAAGGAGGACGGACUUGCUGUGUUCGUGGAUAAACGCAAAUUCGAGUUGCACAAUGUUGAAAGUGUGGAUCUGGUGGAGGAGGCGGGCGACCGUGUGGCCCUGCUGAUGCACGUGGCCACCAAAUGGAACCGCGAGAAGGCGCCGCUAGAUCAACGCUCGUUUCUUGUGGUUAAUUCGCACUUGACAUUCCCUCAUAACGAAAUGUACGCGAGUCUGAGACUAAGUCAGAUCCACCGCGUGCUCUCAGCAGUGCGAAAGUACGUGGCUCGUCAAGAUCUGUGCGACAUCCCAGUGCUGCUCUGUGGCGACUUUAACGACUACAACGACCCCGUCUACAGACUCGUGACGAAGCAUGGGUACGCCAGUCUGUUUGCUGAAAUGCACGGACGAGAAGCGAGGAUCACACACUGCAACCACAACAACAGAGAGGUCGGCGUGGACUUUAUCUUCGGCGCCAGACUAGACAGUGACCAAGCCCAGACGCUCCUCGACCCGCGACUGCAGCUCAAGCCCGUGGACUGUCAUCUGGUGCCUCGUCGACUGCCAGACGUGGUGCGAUUGAAGCGCCCGCAGUUUGGACACGACUGGCGCCACGUACAGUCGCCUGUGCUAUUGACAGACGAAGAAGCACUCGUGGAUUAUUGGCGAAUGGUGUCGGAUCAUCGACCGUUGGUGGCCAAGUUUCAGGUCCUGGACGACAGCGAUGGGCUGACGAUUCCGUCACUUGAAAACGAAAUGAAGACCAAGCUGGAGAGCUUCACCUCAAUGGACGAAGCGGCCACUGGUCUUACCCCGUAA